AGUUCACAGUGUGACACCCAGCGGAAGUAGCCACACAAAGAAAGCGCUAGCAGCGUUAGCUCUGUGGAUGUGUGGAGUGAGUUUGAAGACGCUGGUGGAGCCGUAUUUCACUUCAUUGGUUCUGAAGAAACAAUGUCCUCAGUUCAGAGUUUAACGGAAUUUGGGAAGCAGACACUAACUGCUGCUGCUGAUGAAAUAUACAGAGUUUUAGAUCAAACUAUCGUCGAGUACGAGGAAGAGAUCGAUCGUCAGCGCAGACUGCUGGAUAUCGUGUGGAAACCUGAGAUAAGGCUGCACAGGACAGAGCUCCCACAGCAACAUGUCUGUAAGGAGGAGGAGGUUCUCACUGAGCAGCAGCUCUGUAACCAGGAGAGGAACUCCAGUCUGGACCAAGAGGAGCCAGAGCCUCCACAGAUUAAAGAGGAACAGGAGGAAGUGUGCAGCAGUCAGGAGGGAGAGCAGCUUGUACUGAAGCAGGAGAGCCAGACCUUUAUGUUGACUCCUACUAAUGAGGAAAGUGAGCACAGUGAAGCAGAAGCAAACAGUGAGCAGCAGCUCCUCUCUCACAACUCUCCUGUAGCUGAGAGCCAAGAUCAGAGAGGAAGCCAGCAUGUGGACCCAGGAUCAACUACAAAUGUAGAGACACAGACAAAGAGGAGACGUCUCAAUAACAACAUACACAACUCAGUCACAACACAGAAUCACUGUGACACAGAGUUUUUUAAGGAGCGACUAACUGCUGCUGUUAAAGAAAUGUUUGGAGAUUUUGAACAAACCAUCGCAGAGUACGAGGAGGAGAUCGCUCGUCAGCGCAGACUGCUGAAUAUCGUCUGGAAACCUGAGAUAAGGCUGCACAGGACAGAGCUCCCACAGCAACAUGUCUGUAAGGAGGAGGAGGUUCUCACUGAGCAGCAGCUCUGUAACCAGGAGAGGAACUCCAGUCUGGACCAAGAGGAGCCAGAGCCUCCACAGAUUAAAGAGGAACAGGAGGAAGUGUGCAGCAGUCAGGAGGGAGAGCAGCUUGUACUGAAGCAGGAGAGCCAGACCUUUAUGUUGACUCCUACUAAUGAGGAAAGUGAGCACAGUGAAGCAGAAGCAAACAGUGAGCAGCAGCUCCUCUCUCACAACUCUCCUGUAGCUGAGAGCCAAGAUCAGAGAGGAAGCCAGCAUGUGGACCCAGGAUCAACUACAAAUGUAGAGACACAGACAAAGAGGAGACGUCGCAAAAACACAAGUCACAGGAACAAUGAACACAACUCUCCCACAACAGAGACUCACUGUGACACUCAGAAAGGUCAACAGACUUUAAGAUGUGACACCUGUGGGAAAACUUUUAAGUACAAGUCUCAACUGGACGUACAUCUGAUAAUCCACACAGGCUGUUGUCAUCUCCUGCUGCAGAGACAAGAACGUGUUAGUCACAGAAUCUGAUCAAUAAAUCUGUUUUUCCUUUUCUAAAUCUAAUAACUUAUUUUACUAAGUCACUAUACUAUGACAUUUUUUUCACUUUUGUGACACCCUACUAUACUGUGACUUUUUUUGACGCCAUACUAUACUGACUUUUUUUUCACUUUUUUGAUGCCUUAUUAUACUAUGACAUUUUUUUCACUUUUUUGAUGCCUUAUUAUACUAUGACCUUUUUUGGCGGUUUUUAUGCCAUACUAUACUAUGACAUUUUUUUUUACUUUUUUGACUAUACUAUGACAUUUUUUGAAUGCUUAUUAUACUAUGACUUUUUUUUCACUUUUGUGAUGCCUUACUAUACUGUGACAUUCUUUUUCACUUUUUUGAUGCCUUACUAUACUGGGACUUUUUUUUCACUUUUUUGAUGAUUUGCUAUAGUAUAAUUUUUUUUUGGCCUUUUUUGACUCCUUAUUAUACUGUGACUUCUUUUUCACUUUUUUGACACCUUACUAUACUAUGACAUUUUUUUCACUUUUUUGACGCCUUAUUAUACUAUGACAUUUUUUUUCACUUUUGUGAUGCCUUACUAUAGUAUAAUUUUUUUUGGCAGUUUUUGACUCCUUAUUAUACUAUAACUUUUUUUUCUUCACUUUUUUGACGCUAUACUAUACUAGGACAUUUUUGUCACUUUUUUGAUGCCUUACUAUACCAUACCAUUUUUUUUCACUUAUUUGAUGCCUUACUAUACUGUGACAUUUUUUGCACUUUUUUGAUGCCUUAUUAUACUAUGACAUUUUUUUUCACUUUUGUGAUGCCUUACUAUAGUAUAAUUUUUUUUGGCAGUUUUUGACUCCUUAUUAUACUAUAACUUUUUUUUUUUUCACUUUUUUGACGCUAUACUAUACUAGGACAUUUUUGUCACUUUUUUGAUGCCUUACUAUACCAUACCAUUUUUUUCACUUAUUUGAUGCCUUACUAUACUGUGACAUUUUUUGCACUUUUUUGAUGCUUUACUAUAGUAUAAAUUUUUUUUGAUGCCUUAUUAUACUAUGACCUUUUUGGUGGUUUUUAUGCCAUACUAUACACUAUACUAUGACAUUUUUUGAAUGCUUAUUAUACUAUGACUUUUUUUUCACUUUUGUGAUGCCUUACUAUACUGUGACAUUCUUUUUCACUUUUUUGAUGCCUUACUAUACUGGGACUUUUUUUUCACUUUUUUGAUGAUUUGCUAUGGUAUAAUUUUUUUUGGCCUUUUUUGACUCCUUAUUAUACUGUGACUUCUUUUUCACUUUUUUCAUGCCUUAUUAUACUAUGACAUUUUUUUUCACUUUUUUGAUGCUUUAUUAUACUAUGACAUUUUUUUCACUUUUUUGAUGCUUUAUUAUACUAUGACAUUUUUUUCACUUUUUUGACGCCUUACUAUACUGUGACAUUUUUUUCACGCCUUACUAUACUAUGACAUUUUUUUCACUUUUGUGACACCCUACUAUACUGUGACUUUUUUGACGCCAUACUAUACUGUGACAUUUUUUUUCACUUUUUUCACGCCUUACUAUACUAUGACAUUUUUUUCACUUUUUGAUGCUUUAUUAUACUAUGACAUUUUUUUCACUUUUUUGAUGCUUUACUAUAGUAUAAUUUUUUCACUUUUUUGAUGCCUUAUUAUACUAUGACCUUUUUUGGCGGUUUUUAUGCCUUACUAUACUAUGACAUUUUUUUUUACUUUUUUGACUAUACUAUGACAUUUUUUGAAUGCUUAUUAUACUAUGACUUUUUUUUCACUUUUGUGAUGCCUUACUAUACUGUGACAUUCUUUUUCACUUUUUUGACUCCUUAUUAUACUGUGACUUCUUUUUCACUUUUUUGACACCUUACUAUACUAUGACAUUUUUUUCACUUUUUUGACGCCUUAUUAUACUAUGACAUUUUUUUUCACUUUUGUGAUGCCUUACUAUAGUAUAAUUUUUUUUGGCAGUUUUUGACUCCUUAUUAUACUAUAACUUUUUUUUUUUCACUUUUUUGACGCUAUACUAUACUAGGACAUUUUUGUCACUUUUUUGAUGCCUUACUAUACCAUACCAUUUUUUUCACUUAUUUGAUGCCUUACUAUACUGUGACAUUUUUUGCACUUAUUUGAUGCCUUACUAUACUGUGACAUUUUUUGCACUUUUUUGAUGCCUUAUUAUACUAUGACAUUUUUUUUCACUUUUGUGAUGCCUUACUAUAGUAUAAUUUUUUUGGCAGUUUUUGACUCCUUAUUAUACUAUAACUUUUUUUUUUUCACUUUUUUGACGCUAUACUAUACUAGGACAUUUUUGUCACUUUUUUGAUGCCUUACUAUACCAUACCAUUUUUUUCACUUAUUUGAUGCCUUACUAUACUGUGACAUUUUUUGCACUUUUUUGAUGCUUUACUAUAGUAUAAAUUUUUUUUGAUGCCUUAUUAUACUAUGACCUUUUUGGUGGUUUUUAUGCCAUACUAUACUAUGACAUUUUUUUUUUACUUUUUUGACUAUACUAUGACAUUUUUUGAAUGCUUAUUAUACUAUGACUUUUUUUUCACUUUUGUGAUGCUUUACUAUACUGUGACAUUCUUUUUCACUUUUUUGAUGCCUUACUAUACUGGGACUUUUUUUUCACUUUUUUGAUGAUUUGCUAUGGUAUAAUUUUUUUUGGCCUUUUUUGACUCCUUAUUAUACUGUGACUUCUUUUUCACUUUUUUGACGCCUUAUUAUACUAUGACAUUUUUUUUUCACUUUUUUGAUGCUUUAUUAUACUAUGACAUUUUUUUCACUUUUUUGAUGCUUUAUUAUACUAUGACAUUAUUUUCACUUUUUUGACGCCUUACUAUACUAUGACAUUUUUUUCACUUUUGUGACACCCUACUAUACUGUGACUUUUUUGACGCCAUACUAUACUGUGACAUUUUUUUUCACUUUUUUCAUGCCUUACUAUACUAUGACAUUUUUUUCACUUUUUGAUGCUUUAUUAUACUAUGACAUUUUUUCACUUUUUUUGACUCCUUACUAUACUGUGACUUUUUUUUGGCAGUUUUGGAAUGCUUAUUAUACUAUGACUUUUUUUUUCACUUUUUUGACUAUACUAUGACAUUUUUUGAAUCCUUAGUAUACUACGACAUUAUUUUGCUGUUUUUGACUCCUCACUAUGCUAAGACAUUUUUUCCCUUUUUUGACACCUUACUAUACUAUUCAGUGCUCAAUUCCAAUCUUUUACUGUGUACAUAGAUGUUUAUACUGUUCAUAUUGUUUGUAAUUUUAACAUUUUGUUAUAUAUCAUAUUAUCUUAUUUUAUACCUUGUCAUCAUAACUUUUAUUGCUGCAGUUGCUGUUCCUCCAAUAAAUACAUCUGAACAAUA
Messenger RNA from Lates calcarifer (barramundi perch), 4779 nucleotides. RefSeq names its product zinc finger protein 501. Lineage: Eukaryota; Metazoa; Chordata; Actinopteri; Centropomidae. Gene Ontology annotation, cellular component: nucleus. Bases 133 to 1431 code for a protein of 432 amino acids. Gene Ontology annotation, biological process: regulation of transcription by RNA polymerase II; central nervous system development. The record is from RefSeq and is a predicted model, not a curated record. Gene Ontology annotation, molecular function: DNA-binding transcription factor activity, RNA polymerase II-specific; RNA polymerase II cis-regulatory region sequence-specific DNA binding. The transcript is spliced from 4 exons.